Messenger RNA from Grammomys surdaster, 839 nucleotides. It is a transcript of the gene Ankrd39, whose product is annotated as ankyrin repeat domain 39. NCBI's taxonomy places the organism in Eukaryota, Metazoa, Chordata, Mammalia, Rodentia, Muridae. Bases 26 to 577 code for a protein of 183 amino acids. The record is from RefSeq and is a predicted model, not a curated record. Gene Ontology annotation, molecular function: protein binding. The transcript is spliced from 4 exons.
GCUUGGCUGCAGCCCCGCAGCCGGGAUGGCGGCGCCGCGACCGUGCGCGGAUGGCUCCUGCUGUUCGCACCCCGGUGCGGUGCCCGGGGUACAGCAGACGCUGGAGGAGAUGGACUUCGAGAGGGGAAUCUGGUCGGCUGCCCUGAAUGGAGACCUGAGCCGAGUGAAGUAUUUCAUCCAGAAAGCCACAGACCCUAGCCAGCCGGACUCUGCUGGCUACACUGCACUGCACUACGCUAGCCGCAACGGGCACUAUGCCGUUUGCCAGUUUCUGCUAGAAAGCGGAGCAAAGUGUGACGCCCAGACUCACGGGGGCGCCACGGCUUUGCACCGGGCCAGCUACUGUGGGCAUACGGAAAUCGCAAGGCUGCUGCUUUCCCAUGGGUCCAACCCCCGGCUGGUUGACGAUGACGGCAUGACCAGUCUACAUAAGGCUGCGGAGAAGGGUCACGAGGACAUUUGCUCCCUCCUGUUACAACACAGCCCCUCCCUGAAGGCUGUCCGGGAUCACAAAGCACGCCUAGCAUGUGACCUCCUGCCCUGUAACAGUGGCCUGCGGGACCUGCUGGCCAGCUGAGGCCCCACCUCCUGUCUCUGGCUGCCCUUGAAGGGUACACAGAUUAGCUCUCCACACCCCUGCCUUGCUCAGCAUCAUGCUGCUGGGACCAGGGCCAGAAUGCCCAGAAGAGCCCCCGCCUGGCUAGUGUGGCAGCCGGUAGGGAGGCUUGGGGGGGCUGAAGGCUUGUGAACCUGGACAGGUGGUCGUAUAAGUGGUCCAUGUUAGAGACACAUAUCCAUCUGGAAGAAAAUAAAGCUUAUAUCUUGAUGUUAUCCACGGA